Entelurus aequoreus (snake pipefish) is the source of this 3146-nucleotide messenger RNA. RefSeq names its product leucine-rich melanocyte differentiation-associated protein-like. The record is from RefSeq and is a predicted model, not a curated record. Gene Ontology annotation, biological process: melanocyte differentiation. Gene Ontology annotation, molecular function: protein binding. NCBI's taxonomy places the organism in Eukaryota, Metazoa, Chordata, Actinopteri, Syngnathiformes, Syngnathidae.
AGUUAGUGUGACACUUCCGCCCUGCCAGGUCAGCUGAUUGAGACACGCGGAAACCACUAAACUAACUCCACUAAAAGUCCACGGCUCAGCGCACUGUAGAGUCCGCCUGGCCGCUAACUUUGAACGGAUCCGCCGCUUCUAACCAGCGUGGGCUGCACUUGGAGGAAGACACAAACAUACCAAGAAACAAACACUCUAGUGGACGGCGAUGGCUGACGUGCAGUCGCCGGUGGCUUUGAACGGAACUCAUAUUUCCUACAUUGCACAGGAUUGUAAGGACAUCCCAGACUUCCUCGGGGACACUUAUGGCCAUUUUGCAAAGAGGCUGGACUUGAGCUUCAACCAGCUCAGGUCCUUGGCGGGCCUCGGGAUGUUCACCGAGCUGGAAGAGCUGGUCGUCGACAACAACCUGCUUGGGAAUGACCUCCGGUUGCCAAGGUUACCUAACCUGCACACCUUGACGCUCAAUAAGAACAACCUGACUGAUAUCGAAGCCCUGCUGGAGCACUUGGCCGACGUGACCCCGUCGCUGCGGUACCUCAGCCUGCUGGGGAACGAGGCCUGCCCCAACCAGCUGGUCAGCCCGGAUAAAGACGAGGACGACUACCAGAGAUACAGGUAUUUUGUUCUGCACAAGUUGCCCAAUCUUAAGUUCUUGGACUCCAGGAAAGUCAAGAAAGAAGCCAUGGAGGCCCAAGCCAGAGGAGCGUUCAUGAAGGUGGUCAAGCCCAAGUCGGACACUCCGCCGAAAGAAGCCGGAUUUGAGAGCCGCCCUCUGCCCUACACUCCUCUACCCCGAGGAUCCCGAGACGCUAAGAACCAUAAAGGCGUCUUCGCCAAGUGCCGCUACGUCUACUACGGCAAGCAUUCCGAAGGCAACAGAUUCAUCCAGAACGACCAGCUGUGACGUGGCGGCGACAAGAGAGGGAACAUUUCAUCCUUAGCCUGGUUGACAACACGCACAUACAGACGGAGACGUGACAUCGUUAUUUAUUUCAAUUAGCCGGCGAUAUUGCGGUUCAAUCAAUAUGUUUGCUGUUGACUUUGUAUCUUCUGCAAGACGUCCCCUGAGCAUCACACACACACACACACACACACACACACACACACACACACACACACACACACACACACACACACACACACACACACACACACACACACACACACACAGAGUGACAAACAACCUAUUGCGUGACUCUGACAGCCGUGAUGGAUCACCCAUCCACUGCUGCCACUAAUCAAAGGUGAAAGGGUGACGGUCACACACCUGAGACCUGACAUGGACACACCCUUACACGCACACACACAAACUAAUACACAAUACAAAAGAUUUAAAUUGGAGCUUACUGCAAUGUUUUAUUAGCUUAUCACUCUGCCUUUCUUAUUUUAGAGCAGGCCUGGGCUAUUAUUUUGACUCGAGGGGCCAAAUUUAGAGAAAAAAAUUUGUCUGGGGGCCGGUAUAUCUAUUUUUAGGAACGCUAAAACAAAAUCUCACGAUAAUGUCUGGUUGAAUGCUAAAAACCUUAUGACAGACCACAUUUAACCGAAUGGAAUUCAACAUUUUUUUUACUGAAUGAGACACCCAGAAUGUACACGAAAAUAACAAUAUUAACUAUGAACGAUAAAACACUGAAUAUUGACAACAUAUGAAUUUGUUUAAAAUGAUUUUGUAUUUAUUUAUUUUAUACAAACAAACAAUCUUGAAAAAAUAAAUAAUAAGAUGAAUAUGUUUUUGUUGAUAUAAUUUUAAUAAAUACAUAAAUUAAUAAACAAUAUAGCUAAAUUAAUUAAUGUCUAAAUGCUAAAUAAUACCAAAUAAAUAGAUACCAAAUAAUAACAUAAAUAAUGAUAGUAAAUAAUAAAUACCAAAUAAUAAAUUCCCAUCAAACAAGCAAAAAACAUUUUCAAAAAUUGGUGUACCUUCUUUUUGAAUUUUGUACUUCAACAAUUUGUUUUAAAUUAUUUGUAUUUAUUCAUUUUUAUAUAAAAAAAACAAUCUCGAAAAAAUAAAUAAGAUGAAUAUUUUUUGUUGAUAUAAUUUUAAAUAAAUAAAUAAAUGAAUAGUACAUAUAGCUAAAUGAAUUCAUGUCUAAAUACUAAAUAAUACCAAAUAAAUAAAUACCAAAUAAUAACAAUAAAUAAUGUAAUGAACGUCACACCCACUCUCGAUCGAAAUAUUUUACAAUCAAGCGAAACGCAACAAAAAUGCAACAAACAGUGGAAUAUGAACGCGAAGGGUAAAAAAAAACCACACCAACUAUCUGAUAAAUCACUAAACAUUUAAAAAUCUCCUUCCGAGUCUCUCUGACACCCGCAUUUCAGGCUGUUGCUCUGUGAAAACGCUCCCCACCCACACUGCUUGGUGCCUCGUCUGAGCUGCUGUGACUUAGAUUACCAUAGUAAUUAAUUAGAUUACCAUAGUAACUAGUAUAUCAUGCAAAAGCGCAGAUUCCAACCAUUGAAAUACUUUGUAUAGUUCCAGACGUACGGUCAUUUGAAAACACUCCUGGAAGUCCUGAAUAAAUAGAGGAACGCGGGAGCUGUACCUUAGAGCGUAGGGCGACACUGUGACUAAGUGUGCAGCUCCAUGCGUUCUCCUCAUGAGCUAAAUUGAACUCUUGUCUCUGCAUGAUUCCUGGCUUCUUGUCUGAUUAAUAGAUGCCAUCAAUGUUUGAACCUGACAUCACUGCACAUCAUAAUGGCAGCUACAGCUUCCAUCUUUAAAGAUCUAAAAAAAAAUAUUUGGGAAUGUUCGGCGGGCCAGAUUGAAAAGCUUAAAGGGCCGCAUGUGGCCCCCGGGCCUUAAUUUGCCAGGUCUGUUUUAAAGGGUAGAGGAAAUAAAAUUACAAAUUUUUUACCUGAUGAUAUUAUAUAAUUUUGGGUUAUCCGAUACAUUACAUUCCUUUUUUCAUCCUUUUUAAGUACGCCAUCAUUUUUGAUUGUGUUUUCUUGUGUGUGUCGCGUUGAAAAGGCAUUUUUUUUUCCAAGUGUUUACAUUUUACUGUGCUCAUGAGACAAGCAAUAGUGUUAAGAAUCAGCCAUUAUGAAUCGCAUAUUUCCAAAAUUUUCAAUAUGUUUUUUUUCAAAUGUCCCUUUUAAAACAAUAUGAUUUAUUUUAAUUUUAUUUUAAUUUUUUUUUUUGG